Adineta ricciae is the source of this 5895-nucleotide messenger RNA. Lineage: Eukaryota; Metazoa; Rotifera; Eurotatoria; Adinetida; Adinetidae. The record is from the annotation of a GenBank genome assembly.
AUGACUGAAAAACCAAGAUCAGUGAUGAGAAGAAAUCAUGGUGAAAAAUUAUCACCAUCAUCUCCGCGAGCCACUAGUCCCACACCGUCCACGACUUCGUCGACGUUGACGCAGCAAUUUGCAGACAUUAUACGGCGGUAUAAUUACUACUGUGAACAUAUUCAACGCAUUCUCAAAGACACAGAUAAAUCUUAUGGUGAAAUCAAUGAUACUCGUGUUCUUUCGUCUGAAAAAGUUUCGCGAAUGCAUUUGUCGAAAGCAGAUCGGGAUUUUUUGGAUGCACUCGAAACACGGCCAUUAGCACUGAUCAUAUGUUCUCAAACGUAUAAUGGCAAAUCGCGUUUUGUGAACGAGUUGCUAAACGAAUCUUUAUUACCUGAAGCGCCUGUUAUUAAUCAAUAUGAUGUGGUGCGAAUGGUUCGAAUCAAGAAUCAUCCGGUGCAGGGUGCUAGCUUGAACAUAUCCGGUUCUUUUGAGAUUAUUAAUCCUGAUAAUAUGUAUAAAAAUGUCUCCUGGACAACUGUUCCUCGUGAUGAUCUUGUUGUCAAUGGUACCGGUGAUCUUCAUCCUUUAGCAGAGCAUGAUGAUGAGAAUGAUCAACAAGAAACGGCAUCGCUUGAAAUACGUAAACCUUUAGAACUACUCAACGAUGAUUUACAAAUAGUCAUUACACCUUCCAAUCAAACACUAAAUAUGAAACAAAUCUAUACUCAAAUAACUGAAAAUGUGGUUCCUAUAUUCAUUUAUGUGAUUGAACAAGAUACUUUAUCAUCAAAUGAUAUUGAAGAAUUGAGAUUCUUCCGUUCGAUUGUACCGAAUGAGCCAAUCUUAUUUAUACGAAUCGAUCAAUCUACUAAUUCGAUGAAUGUCGGUGAAACAUCAUGCGUUCAAAUCUUUAGACAAUUAUGUGACCUUGGUUUUCUUUCGAUAUUGGGUAAUACCACUGGUGAUAUGUCACCAGACACAGCUCCACUCUUUCAAAGCGAUAUUAUCGACAAUGGUUUAGUUAACUUCACACAUUUCCUAACCUACAUACGUAAACACAUUGAUCGGUUAACCAUUCGUGCAGUGAGUAUUCUUCAACGAUCGCAUGAGAUCUGUUUGGAUCUAUUUAAUGAUAGUGCAUUCGAUAUGGCUAGAGAUAUUCUCAUUACACCGAAGCGAUUGAGUUAUACGCGUGAAAGAGAAAAGAAUCUCUAUGAAUCACUGAUUGCUUUGACAAAUUCGAAACAAAAUGAAAUUCAGAAAUUGAUUCUGCAAGCUAUCAGCGAAAUGCACGAAACUCUUGCCGAUCAAGCUUGUUCAGUUGACAUUCCCGGUAUCGAACUAACUGAUCAAUUAACUGUUAAACAUGCGCGAGAUUUAAAGAAAUGUACGACUUAUAUCCAAGAAUUUAUUCUGAUCAAAUUAAAUGAAACGAUUGCAAAUAAAUUACUCGACUCGAUCAACAUUCUACACGAUAAUUAUGUUGGAACGUUGACACGUUGUCUAUUUAGUUUAGAAAAUAAUGCUAGCGAUGCAGAUGAAUCGGAAUUAUCAACCAGUAAAGCACUUCAAGAGAUUCUCCAUUCAGCGUAUGAAGUGAAUAUAACUUUACCGGCAGACUCAAAUCUCUUUCAAAUUCUAAUUGAUAAAAUGAAAGAAUUAUUUCGAACAUUUAGCUGGAGUCAAUGUCCACGCAUCGAUCCUGAAUUUAAACGUUCAGUGGCGCUCGAUAUCUUGAAUGGUCUCAGUGAAGUCAAAUUAGCCAAGAGCGUUUGUACACAAUUGAACGAUCGCAUUCGCAUGUCGCAUGAGAAUUUUGAAACUCUACUCAAACAACUUGAACAUCGUCAUUCGGAUCGAUUGAAAACUACUGAGGAUAAACAACAACGUGUGAGAAAGGAAUACACGCCGAAGAUUGCUCGAUUGUUGUUGGAAAGUACGUCGUUGAAAGAUCUUAUUGAGUACGGUCUACCGAAACAAGGACGAGAAGUUGGACGUGGACAAUAUGGAAUCGUUUACGAAUGCAAAAGUUGGGCAAAUCAUCUAUCAUGUGUUAUUAAAUCGGUUAUGCCACCAGAUGACCGUCAUUGGAAUGAUUUAGCUCUAGAAUUCCACUACUUAAGGCGAAUUCCCGAACAUCCACGAAUUGUUAAACUAAUUGGAUCAGUUAUCGAUUAUACAAAUCCAGAUCAAACGCCCGUUCUCCUAAUAAUGGAAAGAUUAAAGCGUGAUUUGUAUGCAGCUUUGAAAACUCGACUAGAUUUCUCGACUAGAAUGCGUAUUGCAUUAGAUGUAGUCGAAGGUUUAAGAUAUCUACACGGCUUAGGUCUAGUGCAUCGUGAUAUAAAAUUGAAAAAUGUUUUGUUAGAUGAUGCUAACCGCGUACGUAUUACCGAUCUUGGUUUCUGUAAACCGGAGGUAAUGAUGAGUGGUUCUCUCGUCGGAACGCCAAUUCAUAUGGCACCCGAGUUGUUUACUUCAAAAUAUGACCAUACGGUUGAUGUUUACGCAUUCGGUAUUCUAUUUUGGUACAUAUGUUCGAAUGGUGUGAAAUUACCAACGAAUUUCGAUGUUUGUUCAUCAAAAGAUAUUCUCUGGUCAGCAGUUAAAAAAGGUGUACGACCUGAACGUUUAAUGGACUUUAGUGAUGAGUGUUGGGAAAUCAUGACGAAGUGUUGGGAUACUCAACCAUCACAGCGACCUUAUUUGGGUGAAGUUCAAGAGAAAAUUGAACAAAUUCUGAAUAAUUCACGAACAACAACUAUUACAUAUACCAGCUGUAAAUUUUCUGUGUUGAAGAGGAUUAUUCUUUAUUUGUAUUUUUCUUUCUGCUGUCUUCUCUACAUCUUUCUCUGGAAAGCGAUGACAACAGACUCGAUUGAAUAUGAGGGAACCGAUCUUGGCGUUGGUGACUUCAUUCUUUUGUCAGACAUAACCAUGGAAACAUUUGUUGAAAAUCUGAAAAUACGUUUUGAGAAAGGACGCAUCUACACAUAUAUCGGCGAAGUUCUUGUCAGUAUGAAUCCUUAUCGCGAAUUACCACUCUAUAGUCCGGAGUAUAUACAAAGUUAUAAAGGAUGUGAUAUGUUUGAAAGAUCUGCACAUAUAUUUGCACUUGCUGAAGCAGCAUAUCGAACGUUGAAACAAUAUUCUGCAAGUAGUUGUAUCGUGAUAUCUGGAGAGUCAGGUUCAGGCAAGACUGAAGCAUCGAAAAUAAUCUUACGGUAUAUCACAGCAGUAACGAAUGUAUCAAAUCAAACAGAAAUUCAGAGAAUUAGUAACAUUUUGAUUCAAACGAAUGUGAUUCUCGAAGCUUUUGGAAAUAGUCGAACGAAUCGAAAUGAUAAUAGUAGUCGAUUUGGUAAAUAUAUGGAUUUGAAUUUUGAUUAUAAGUUUGAGCCAAUGGGAGGAAAAAUACAACAUUACUUACUCGAGAAAUCACGCGUGGUCAAACAGCAACUCGGCGAAAGAAACUUUCACGCAUUCUAUCAACUAUUGUCAAAUGAAGAUUCGUUAAAAACUUACGGAUUUCGUCUCCAACCUGAAGAGUAUCAUUACAUUAAUCAAGGCAAUUGUUGUCGGUUAGAAAGAAUAGACGAUAAGAGAAAUUUUGAACAAGUUAUAGAAGCAUUCCAUACGGUUGGCUUUACGGAAGACGAGAUCACCACAGUGUGGAAAAUUGUAGGAGCGAUUAUUCAUUUGGGAAAUUUAACGUUUGUUGAUGUUGAUGGUGAACAUUGUUCAGUAAAACGAAUCGAUGAUGAAACUGAUCCACUUCUAUGGAUAUCGAAACUCUUAGAAUGUGAACAAUCGGAGAUCCUGUCCGCAUUAACUUCCCGUGUUGUCGCUGCGCGCAACGAAGUGUUUCAAACGAGACAAAAUAUAACACGAGCUUGUUACGGACGAGAUGCUUUGAGUAAGGCUUUGUAUGAACGUUUAUUCGAGUGGUUAGUGAGAUACAUCAAUAAAACUUUAUCACAAGUCAGUCAAGAGCAGAUUGAUUAUCCUUUUCGACGAGUAUAUACUUCAGUGGUGAUUGGUAUUCUGGAUAUAUACGGUUUUGAAAUCUGUGAGAAUAAUAGUUUCGAACAAUUAUGUAUCAACUAUUGCAAUGAGAAAUUGCAACAAUUAUUCAUUGAACUUGUCCUUAGACAGGAACAAGACGAGUACGAGUGUGAAGACAUCACUUGGCAACAUGUGGAAUACUUCGAUAAUAAAAUAAUAUGCGAUCUAAUCGAUCAACCACGCCACAGCAUCCUCGCAUAUCUCGAUGAAGCAUGUCAAAUCGUAGGAACAGUAACAGAUGACAUGUUCCUCAAUUCGAUCAAUCAAGCAUUCAAAACUCAUCCUCAUUACUCCAGCUGGGAAACUGCACCAAGUGAUAAAGCAUGGAAGAAUAUUGAUACAAAUAAACUUUUCCUCAUUCGUCACUACGCAGGUGAUGUGAUUUAUUCUGUCGAUGGUUUUCUAGACAAAAACCGGGAUCCAUUAUUCGAUGAUUUUAAACGGCUAUUGUAUCAUAGCCAAAAUCCCAUUCUAUCUUCCAUGUGGCCUGAGGGAGAAAAGAGUAUUACAUCUAUAUCACGACGACCACUGACAAUAGGAACAGUGUUUCAAAAUUCUAUGACAAGUCUUUGUAAUCUACUUUCCUCAAAACAACCAUUCUAUGUUCGAUGCAUAAAACCCAACGUGGAAAAAUCCGAGGAUCUAUUCGAUCAAACGCUGAUCGAGCAUCAGAUUGCAUAUUUAGGCUUGCUAGAAAACGUUCGUGUUCGUCGAGCAGGUUUCUGUCACCGGAUUUCUUACGAACGAUUUGUUCAACGUUAUAAGAUAAUCGAUUGUGUUCGUUCGAAAUUACAUCCACAUGGACCGUUUACUAGAGAAAGUGCUACUUACAUUUGUGAGGAACUUCAUAUUAACGAAGAUGUUGUUUAUGGAAAUACGAAAUUAUUCGUUAAACAUCCAACUUCACUGUUUCAACUUGAAAGGAAACGAAGAGAAGGUUUAGAGUCGAUUAUAACUAUUUUGCAAAAAUCAAUCCGUUCAUGGAGUCAAUGCCGUAGAUAUCGACGGGAAAAUGCAGCAGUUAAAAUACAAAGUUUCUAUCGAAAAUAUCGUGCUCGAAGAUACAUUUUUCAAGUCAAUGAUACAUUCAGUGACUAUCUUGGUAAAAUCAUCACUUGGCCACCAUCAGGAUCAAACUUUGCACCGUUAAAUGCUGUUCUCAAACGAUUCUAUCGACGAUGGCGUCUUAAUCGAAUCAAACUUCUCUUGCCGUUAGCACAACAAGAGGCAUUCGAUUGUAAACUAUUCGCUAGUCAAUACCUUCACAACAGAUCGUCCUUUUUCGAUAUAAGUAUUUACCAACAAUGGAAAGGUGAUUAUUUACGUUUACCUGAAGAGAAUUCUCGUGUUAGUGAAUAUCGAAAAGCGCUUCAUGAAAUACGCGCACGUGAUAAUUUCAGUCAAGUACUCUUUUCCACACUUGCUAUCAAAUUAAACAGCCAUAUGAAAAUGGAUGAACGUGCCAUUAUCCUUACAGAUAAAGAUAUUUAUCGAGUUGAUCCAAAGAAAAAUUUUCAGUUCAAAAAGCUCGGUACACCGGUUGAUGAUAUUGUUGGUUUGAGUGUGACACCUGGCAGAGAACAAUUAAUUGUUGUGCACUUAAGUUCGAACCAUGAUUUAGUCUUUUAUAUGCAGACGAAAGUUGAUCGAGUAGGAGAAUUUGUUGGCCACAUCGCAAAAUUGAAGAACAAUUCCAAAUUCUUUGUUGAUGUUCAACGCUAUGUUUCAGCUUACGUUCUCAAAUAUAAAUAUGUGAUCAAUGUUGUAUGGGACGAUGUGGACAAAGUUGAAUUUCGGAAAGGCUCAAACAACAAUAUUUCUUUGAUGAUACCAGUUAUCAUAUAG